CGAUCUUUGAUGCAAAUCUUGAGUUGGAGAGCCGUCAUUUUCAACUUAACAACUUGGUGCUUGUUCUUUCAGUACAUUCCUACUGAGUUUGUGAAGAAAUACAGAUCCAGGCUAGGCAGCAAUGUAACACUGAAGGUCGCUAAUGGUGAUAGAUGGGAAGUAGAGCUGGCUACCGAUGACGAUGGGCUGAUUUGGCUGAUUAAGGGCUGGGAAGAUUUCUCAAAGCACCUUCUUUGAAGCAAGGUGAUAUUCUGGUUUUUUGGCUAGAGCAGGAGAGCUUCUUUCACGUCAUGGUGCUCGAUCCCACUGCAAGCGAGAAGAAGUAUCGUUGCAAGGAUGUGAAUAGCCUUGGGAGACUGUUGAGUGAGAUCAAAGUUGAGGAUGAAGUUGAUUUUGGGAUUGGAAGGGAGGAGGUUGAAGGUUGUCAAGGGAAGCUGGAGCAGAAGAAGAACAAAAAUGGCGGUGGCAAAGAGGAGAGAAAGGAGAAACUGGCUUCUCCACUGAAGCAUGUUCCCACCAAGGUUGAGAGACCAAACCAUCCAUCAAAGACAGAAAUGAGAGAGUUAAAUGCUUGCAUUUCACAAUUCAUAUUUGACCCCAAUCACCAAUACAGGAAUUCAAGAACCAAGGAGGGAAAUUGCCUCCACAAAUCCAAAUUCUCCAUCACCAUAAAUGCAGGUCACUUGAAGCGUCUUCGUACUCUUCUGCCCACUACUUUUGUGUAUGAGCACAUGAUGCCUGAACAUGGCACAGUGGUGGUUUCAGAUGAAGAGGGGCUCGGCUCAUGGCCCCUGUCCUUCGUCCUUCGCCAACGUGAACGUGAACGUGGACAGGGCUCGUUCAUUGGUGGUUGGCCGGCGUUCUCUAGGGACAACUCUCUGAAACUAGGGGAUGUUUGUCAGUUCGAGCUCAUCUCCGAGGGCCAAAUGAAAUAUUGUGCAAGAGCUCCAGCAGGGGCGUGGCUGGACACUGAAUUCGCACCAGCCAGCAGCUCACAGCCUGAUUUCAUGACCAUGUUUUUUGGGCCUGAAUUCCUCUGUUCUAAGCUCUACCAACUCUGUUCCAAAGAGGAUAUGGAGCUGGCGAAGGCACUGGCGAGGCCGAGCUCCCUCUAUUUGCACGAUCUCAGAAAAGCAGAGAAGUUUACAGAGGAAGGGUGUGGUUCAGUGAGCAGAGUCUAUGUGAUUUGCAACGAGGAUCGAGGGAUGGAAGAGGAGUUCCAGCGAUGGAUGAUUCAGAAUUACGUUGUGGAAGAUGUGAUGGAGAUCAAGGAAUCGGAUCAUAUGGCGAUGCUCUCUGUACCCGGAAAGCUCUUCGAUUGUCUCUGUAAGAUAGCAGAGAAUUACUCUUGAUCGGUAGUACGAGUGAAAGUGCACAGAGAAAAACUAGAUCUGUGCCCGGCCCUUAGGCCGGGUUGGUUUUUUCAGAGAUUGUGUUGUUGUUAAGCUCUAUG
This is a messenger RNA of Linum tenue, 1453 nucleotides long. The record is from the annotation of a GenBank genome assembly. Lineage: Eukaryota; Viridiplantae; Streptophyta; Magnoliopsida; Malpighiales; Linaceae.